Monomorium pharaonis (pharaoh ant) is the source of this 3732-nucleotide messenger RNA. RefSeq names its product transcriptional adapter 2B (gene Ada2b). Lineage: Eukaryota; Metazoa; Arthropoda; Insecta; Hymenoptera; Formicidae. Gene Ontology annotation, biological process: chromatin remodeling; regulation of transcription by RNA polymerase II. Gene Ontology annotation, cellular component: SAGA-type complex; nucleus. The coding region runs from base 963 to 2450 and encodes 495 amino acids. Gene Ontology annotation, molecular function: transcription coactivator activity; zinc ion binding; chromatin binding. The record is from RefSeq and is a predicted model, not a curated record. The transcript has 9 exons.
GACUAGCCAUUUUGGGUCACGUGGUACCUCAUUUUUCCUCUUCCAUUCUUCGACUUUUCCAUUCUUUAGCUCUCUCACGUUCUCUGUCUAUCUAUCUCGUGUCGCGAUUUUUUCCUCUUUCCAUUUCUAUCUAUUCUAUUUGUUAUUUUUUUUUUAAUUUUUGAAUAUUUCAGUCACUUUGCCUGUAUUUUCCAUGUUUUAUUGCCUCCUCCUUCACCCUUUUCUCUUUUUUUAUUAUCUUUUUUUCUAUUCGCGAACCGGAUCAAGGAUAUCGCUGACAGCUGAAGUACAUGGAUUUAUUGACGGAUAUUUUGAAUUGAAACAUCUAAAGCGUGGUCUACAAUACAUGGAGUAAGCGUAGAGUAAGGAGUAAGAGUAGGAGUAACAAUUUGUCAUAUAAUUUUCUGCAAGGUCUACAAUGUCAGCAGGAGUAAUGGAGUAGGAGUAAGAAGAAAUAUGAAAUGAGAUUGCUCAUUUCAUUUACUCCCGGUUUUUAAUUGGUCAAUUGUCACUUUUCUUACUUUAUUACUUCUGCUGACAUUGCAGACCUUGCAUUCUACAAUUUUAUGAAACUAACGGCAUCGUUUGCAUCGUUCGCAGUUAUUUCUGCACUCUAUUUGGUCGAGCAUAAGUAUAAAAGAUGGAAUAGGAAAUAAAAUUAAUUUAUUUUGCUUAUGCCCUUGUGCCUACUGUUAUUUCUUACUUCACACUUUGUGUAUUGUAGACUACACUUAAGUUUUUAUAUUGUAAUUAUAACAGAUGACAUAAUGAGUUGAAAUGUGAUCAAAUAUUUUUUUCAUAAUAACCAGAUAUGCAAUAUUUUAAUUCUGAAUUUAAGAUUCUAAAAUUUAGAAGAUUGAAUCUUAAUUAUGGAUUAUUCUUUAAAUUAUACUGUUUCCUAUUUUAUUUGUGUUUGAUAAGAAGUGGCACUUUAAAGAUUUGAAAAUCUAUUUUUAUAUAAAAUGUAUGUGUGCGUGAGAUAUGUAUUUGCAUGUUUAAAUUUAACCUCGGAAGACAAAACUGAAUUUGAUGAGCUUCAAAGACAAAAGUGGAAUGUUAUUACACUUCACAUUUCUCAGUGUUUUUCUGCUGGUGCUGAAAUUGGCCAACAUAAAAAUAAUCAUGCCUAUCAAUUUAUGGAUUCUGGUACAAUCAGCAUAUUCAAUGGCCGUGGCAAUUGGACAGCUAGAGAACAGUUGAGACUUCUGGAUGCAAUUGAGCAAUUUGGAUUUGGAAACUGGGAGGACAUCAGCAAACAUAUUGAAACACGUACACCAGAAGAAGCAAAAGAAGAAUACAUAGCUAGGUAUCUCAAUGGCAAUAUUGGAAAGCAUACAUGGCCACCCACGGAUAGUUAUGUACCAAAUCUUACGGAUCAGACCAAAUCUGAUCAUGGACCCCUAUCACCUGACCUCACAUCUAAAUUGCCGCCAUUGGACAUCACCCCAGAAGAAGCCGCGCAACUGGGUUAUAUGCCGCAACGAGAUGAUUUUGAAAGAGAUUACAAUCAUGAAGCCGAAUCUCUCGUUUCUUCAUUGUUCCUGAACCCUGCCGAAGAUGACGAUCUUGAUAUCGCACUUAAACUAGCCCAAGUUGAUAUGUACACUAGUAAUCUCAGAGAACGAGCCAGACGAAAACGCGUCGUAAGAGAUUACCAGCUUGUAUCAGCUUUCUUCGCUUCAACCAGGAAAGAUAAAGGAAUAAAGAAAAAAUGGACGAAAGAAGAAAAAGACUUUAGGGACAGAAUGCGUGUAUUUGCACAGUUUUACACAGCACAAGAGCACGAACAGUUCCUAACAAAUUUGGAGAGGGAAAGAGAAUUGCGUUUGCGGCUCUCAGAGCUUUAUCGAUAUCGCGAGAAUGGUAUUACGAGACAUGAAGAAUGCGCUCAUUUCGAACAAGUCCUCGCGCAAACUCAAAGACAAAACGAUACAGUGGAUCAUUGGACUGAAAAAAAAUCUGGCAGCAGUGGGCCGUCCACACCAAUACACCGCAGCACCUCAAAAAGAAGAGAAGAAGAAAAAAGUUACUCUUCCAUCGACCGAAAAUACACUGCAAAGCAAGACUUAACCAACUCCACAGUCAGUCAAAUCAAUCACAGUCGGACGACGACUCCAGCCAAUCAGUGGGCGGAGUUGGAUAGCAAUCCAAACACUUCCAAUCAAUCAACUUCCAGUCCCAGCUCACAAGAAAAAAAUUACAGCAGUGGUACUAUUUCUGUUCAAGACCGAGAUUUAGAAUUGGAAGCUGCGUCUCAUCUUUUAACGAAACAAGAAAAAUCUUUAUGUAUUCAACUUGAUCUAAAACCGACUCAGUAUUUGACACAAAAGGCAUUGUUAUUACAAGAAUAUUUAAACGGUAAUAGGAGAUCAAGUAUUGUACCUCAAUCAGAACCAGAGAGCAAAAUUCUUCAUUAUCUAGUAACUAAUGGUUGGAUUACAGCCAAUUGAUCAAACAUGUAAAAACUAUUUUGCCACUCUAAGUCAUCUCUAAUUUCAUAAGCUAAGUUUUACGUAUAAUUAAUUUUUAAGUCUGAUUCUGUUAAAUGUAAGAUAGAUUGGAAGAGGAAACGGAAAAAAAUGCAUGUAUAUCGUAGUAGUUACAUUGGUAAUCCUUCUUUUACAUAGGAAUGUUGCUAUGAUAUAACGCGAUCUUUUGUUCGACGUAGGCUCAGAUAGAUUCACAAUUAGGCACAAUUUGUGUUUAGCGUCUGUGAUAUAUCUGACAAUGCAUUCAGGAAUAUAAAGGAUACCUGAUAGUUGUUGACAUGAUUCUCAUGUCCAGGUAGAGUAGACUAAAUUAGAAUGAAAAGUUCUGCAUCAAUUUACGAUUUUUGCAAUUUUACCAUCCCAAGCUUUCUUUUUUCUUAUGUAAAAGAUAAAGACUAGAACUAGGAGAACAAAUCAGGUUUGAUUAAGUCAAAAUUGUGUCGAAAAAGUGACAUAUUAUCAGUUAUAAACUUGCCCACUUGCAGUACUGACUACUUUUACGUAUCGAAAGUUUUUGAAUGCAAAUUUAUAUUGCAAAUUUUUUAAGUUUUGUAUUUUAUAUACUCAUCUCAGCUUUCUCACACUAUACAGUUGCUUAUGUAUGGCCAACUGCAAUUGGACUUGAUUGAGCAGGAUUUUUAAAAAAUAAUACUUCUUAAAACAAUUUUAUGUGUUAAUAAGAAACAUAUAAGAUUGUUUUUAAAUUUAAUUUUCAGAUAUAUUUUAACCUAAAUGUGAUUAUUUGUUUUAUCGUUUAUUCUUGUGUGUGUGUGUGUGUGUGUGUGUGUGUGUGUGUGUGUGUGGAUGUGUGUGUGUGUGUGUAUCAUUCUUAUUUGCUGUCUCACGCACACGCAUUCGCACGUACAUAUACGUAAACACAUUUUAAAAUACAUUUUCUUUUUCAAAAAAGUCCACAUAAAAUAUUAUGUUCAUGUACAUGUUGUCAUUUUGGUUUUUAGCAUUUUAAUUCACACGUGGUUGAUUGGUAGAAAUUGUUUGAAUUAUUUACAGAAGAAUCUUAUCUUAUCCUGUAUACUAUUUUUUUUCUAGUAUUGUGUUCUGUUGUUUUUUGUAGGUGUUAUCUUUUUUAAAAAUAGAUAUCUUUCUUUGAAUAGUAAAAAAUCUAUGUUUCGAAUUAAUGUUUCGAAUAAGAAUAUAUUUUGGUUCUUGUAAAUUAUUAUCAGCAUACAGUUUUUGGAAAAAAAACAAAUUUAUAGCGAUACAUAGCCUACUUAAACAAAAA